Messenger RNA from Lactuca sativa (garden lettuce), 2037 nucleotides. Its product is annotated as Nucleotide/sugar transporter family protein. NCBI's taxonomy places the organism in Eukaryota, Viridiplantae, Streptophyta, Magnoliopsida, Asterales, Asteraceae. The record is from RefSeq and is a predicted model, not a curated record.
UAAAAGUAUCAUACAUCCUCUUUACGUUGUAAAGAACCACUCGGGGAAACAGAAAAGACGUUGACAACAAACCUAAUUUUUACCCCCAUAAUAUCCAACACUUAUUACCUGCAUCUCCUUCUCAAGAUCUCUUCUGUAUAAUCAUUAAUCACCAUACCUAUUCUGUCGGUGUCCCAACUCCGCUUCCCAUCUGCGCAUCACCACCAAAUACCAUAUCCAGGUAAUGUUCACAAGACUUGGAUUAUUUUGAGUCGUGCGCUCGAUUUGAAUUUUGCUAAGAUCUUAGGAGUUGGUUCUAUCUAGUAUAUAUUACGAAAUUAGACUACUGAUCUGAUGCUUUAGGUGCGGAAUUUAAGUUCUCAUAAUGUGCACUAUGUGGUUGGCGCUUUGAUAGCUCCGACCAUAUAUAUGUAAUUCGGAAACCAAAUUGGAGAGAGUUAAGAAUCUGGUUUCCAAUAGAACCCUUUGCAUCCAAAUUUUCAACAAGAAGGUUUUGUUAAAAGCAUAAAGAUGAAUGGUGGUAGCAACGCUGAAUUGGCUUCUACUCUUAGCCCUAGGAGAUCAAAUAUAAACGAAAAACGUGUUUCUUUUGAUAUCGAAGAUGAUUUUGAUGGAGGAUUGAAGAACUCAAAUACUGAUUAUGUUGAUAAACAUAAACCUAGCUUUUCAAGCUCCAAGAACCCCAUUGUCAUUGCUGAUAUACUCAAGACAUUAUUCCUCAUACUUGUGUGGUACACCUUCAGUACAUUCUUGACAUUGUAUAAUAAAACACUAUUGGGAGAUGAUAUGGGGAGAUUUCCUGCUCCUUUAUUGAUGAACACAAUUCAUUUUGCAAUGCAAGCUGUUUUCUCAAGGGCAAUCACAUACUUUUGGUCACAAAGAUUCGAACCAACUGUAACUAUGUCAUGGAAGGACUAUUUUAUGAGAGUUGUACCAACAGCUCUUGGAACAGCACUUGAUAUCAAUUUGAGCAAUGCAUCACUUGUUUUCAUCUCUGUUACAUUUGCUACCAUGUGUAAAUCUGCUGCUCCUAUAUUUCUCCUGAUAUUUGCUUUUGCAUUCAGGCUGGAGUCUCCAAGCUUUAAACUUUUAGGCAUCAUGUUGGUGAUAUCAUCUGGAAUUUUAUUAACAGUUGCAAGAGAGACCGAAUUUGAUUUAUGGGGUUUCAUUUUUGUGAUGCUUGCUGCUGUUAUGUCUGGUUUUCGUUGGAGCAUGACUCAAAUCCUUCUUCAGAAAGAGGCCUAUGGUUUGAAGAAUCCGUUGACCUUAAUGAGCUAUGUAACUCCUGUAAUGGCCCUAUUAACAGCUUUGCUAUCUCUUAUUUUGGAUCCUUGGGAUGAAUUUAGAAGUAGCAGCUAUUUUGACACCUCAGGGCAUAUCAUCAGGAGUUGCUUCCUCAUGCUUUUUGGGGGGAUGCUUGCCUUUUUUAUGGUAUUAACAGAGUACAUCCUUGUUUCAGUAACAAGUGCAGUAACUGUGACAAUAGCUGGGGUUGUAAAGGAAGCUGUCACUAUACUGGUGGCAGUGUUUUACUUUCAUGAUGAAUUUACAUGGCUGAAAGGAGCUGGUCUGGUGACCAUAAUGUUUGGUGUGAGUCUAUUCAAUUGGUACAAGUAUCAGAAGUUACACAAAGAUAAAUCGGAUAUAGGUGAGUCGCCCGGGUCUGAAACUGCAGUCCCUGCAAAAUACGUUAUCCUUGAGGAGAUUAAUGAUGAGGAGGAAAUGAUCCCGUGAUCGCUGGUCCAUCAUAAGGAAGAGGUUGAUGUGUGGAAUCAGAAAAAGUAGGUCUAGAUAAUUAAUUAACGUUGAGUAAGUGAGUGUACAAAGUUCCACUAUGAUUCCUGAUAAUCUUGAUGAAGAUUAAGGAAAGGGGGAAGUGAAGUUAUCUGAUGAAUUGUAACUUGUUAGUGUACACUAAUAUACAAUCACCCUUGUAUGUUGUAUUCAGGGAGAAACAAAACCAUACAUAUUGUCAUCAUUUUUACAUGUUUUGGCCUACCAAUUUUGAAAUUCAAUAGAGUUUUGUGGUUUGUAAAA